This is a messenger RNA of Mytilus californianus (California mussel), 2381 nucleotides long. RefSeq names its product toll-like receptor 13. Gene Ontology annotation, molecular function: protein binding; transmembrane signaling receptor activity. Bases 51 to 2150 code for a protein of 699 amino acids. Gene Ontology annotation, biological process: toll-like receptor signaling pathway; immune response. NCBI's taxonomy places the organism in Eukaryota, Metazoa, Mollusca, Bivalvia, Mytilida, Mytilidae. The record is from RefSeq and is a predicted model, not a curated record. Gene Ontology annotation, cellular component: membrane. The transcript is spliced from 2 exons.
UACAAUGUUUUAAUUACAGUAACUUGAGUUACUGUAAUCACAGAAUUGUAAUGGCAAUUAUCCAUAUCUGUUUAUUGCUCAUUUUCAUCAUAUAUGUUGCAAGACCAGAUGAAAUAAAAUGUCCGGUUGAGUUUUGUAAAUGUACGAAUUUCGAAGCAAUCUGCUCUGGUAAAUAUCUUACUUAUAUUCCACGUUUACCAAGAAAUAUUCGCAAAGUUACUUUUCAUAAUGGAAAUAUUGGAACAUUAUCUGAAGGAAAGAUCACAAACCUAACUUUCAAUGUUAUUGAUACGCUUAGAUUUAUCAACAAUAACAUUGUUCGACUUCAACCUGACACAUUUUCUACUUUCAUGACAAUAAAAGCAUUGACCAUCUCAUCCGAACCAGCAUUGCUAGCAAGAGAUGUAAUGAAUAUUUUGAACAAUAUGAAAACUGAACAUGUGAAGUCACUCAACAUAUCAGACAACGAUUGGAGUUUUCUUCCAGAUGACAUGUUUAAGGCAAUAAAAAAGAAUAGAAUUCAAUAUAUUAACCUCAAAAGAAAUAGUCUUCGGCUGUUAAAUUUCUCAUGGUUUUCAAAUAUGCCUGACUUGCGUUUUUUGAAAGUCAGUUUUAAUAAAAUUGCAACAAUUUUACUAGAUAGUAUUCCCAACCUGAAAUCACUUAAUCUCGACAGUAAUGAAAUAACAAACUUUCCAAACUUCUGUAUAAAUCAUGGUAAUAAGAGUGCACUUCCAAAUUUAAGAAAGUUAUCCCUUAGCAAUAAUAGAAUUGGAUAUGUUGGAGAAUUUCGAUGUUUUCUGAGGCUUUACUCUUUAACAAUUGACGACAAUUCGAUCGAUAGAAUUGACUACAAUACUUUUGCAGAAUUACAAAAAUUAACUAAUCUCAGUCUACAAGCUACAGGAAAACCUUUGAAAAAAAUUGAAGAUGGUGCUUUUAAUUUACCGUCAUUACAAAUGUUAUCGCUCCGUAAUUGUCGUUUCCAUUUUGAUCGUCUAUUACCGUCGGCACAAAGAAGUAUGCUUUCAAAUUGCAAUGAUAUAAAAUUCCUUGAUCUUAGUUGGAAUUAUAUAAAAUCAUCAAUCAUUUUGGCAAGGAUGAUAUCACAAUUGCAACAAUUAAGAUAUCUUAAUUUGGAAAACACUAGGCUUAGCUUUUCGCCUAGCAACGUUUUUCCUGAACUACCAAUCAUUGAAACACUUAUCAUGCGCAUGAAUCGAAUAUAUGGAUGGAACAGAGAUGUGUUUGCUCAUGUGACAUCUCUACAAUAUCUAGAUCUACGCCAUAAUUUGAUAAAUAUAAUAAACGAAUCAUCUUUUCCAACUUCGUUACUUAAAAAUUUGAAAAAGAUUGGUCUAGGAACAAAUCCAUUUGCUUGUACUUGUGAACAGAUAUGGUUUGUCACUUGGUUACGGCAUACUAAUAUAACGCUUUUAGAAUACCCAAAACAAUAUUUUUGUUCUACACCAGACAAUUAUAAGGGAAAAUUGCUGAAAGAUUACAAGCCUUCAUAUUUGUCGUGCAACUCAAUCGUAACGAUUGUUAUUUCAAUGUCUGCAUUCAUUUGCCUGUUCAUAUCGAUUAUGACACUUUUCUUGAAAUGUAAUACAAAUAUUAAGAAUUUGUUAUACCUUCUCAAAGUUAAACAGUUUAGACGACAUGGUUAUCUUCCUAUUUCCAAUAGCGCUGAUUAUGAAUAUCACGCUUUUGUUGUUUACUGUGAUGAAAACCGAAUGUGGGUUCAUAACGACUUUGUUAAAAAACUCGAAAAUGAAGAGGGAUUUAAGUUUUGCAUUCAUCACAGAGACUUUGAUGUAGGAGAAUCUAUCAGUGGAAACGUUGAUAAAUAUCUUAAAAAGUCGUGGAAGGUCGUUGUUAUUAUUUCAAAUGCAUUUGCUAAAAGUGAAUGGUGCCAGUGGGAGGUCGAUAUAGUUCAGGAGAGAAGACGUCGACAAGGCAGAAAUGCACUCCUGCUAGUAAUGCUUGAAAAUGUCACCUCGAAAAACAUGACAAGUCCUCUGCGUACUUUAUUAGACAGCACUCCUCAUCUGAGGUACAAAAAAGGAAACGGUGAAAAUUUAUUUUGGACUGCAGUAAUUGAAGAUCUUCAAAAAGCCGUCGGACAACCCCCCGUUUCUGAAUUAUAGAAUAUACUUGAACUUAUUUGUGCCAAUGUCAAACUAUGUCUAUAAAUCGUUUUUGUUUUUUAUCUCUCAAUUAAGUCUUAGUUACUGCAUGCGUUUUUGGUCAAUUUAUUCUUUUAUCAACUUUCAUAUAAAAUCAUUUUGCAUGUUUCAUAGAUAUUACUUUUGCAAUUAUGUUUGCUUCAACAUUUGUACAUGUUGUAAAUAUUUACCGAAUAAAAAAGUUGUUCUCAU